This is a messenger RNA of Naumovozyma dairenensis CBS 421, 1170 nucleotides long. RefSeq names its product palmitoyltransferase PFA4 (gene PFA4). Gene Ontology annotation, cellular component: endoplasmic reticulum; endoplasmic reticulum membrane; Golgi apparatus. The coding region runs from base 1 to 1170 and encodes 389 amino acids. The record is from RefSeq and is a predicted model, not a curated record. Gene Ontology annotation, molecular function: protein-cysteine S-palmitoyltransferase activity. NCBI's taxonomy places the organism in Eukaryota, Fungi, Ascomycota, Saccharomycetes, Saccharomycetales, Saccharomycetaceae. The transcript has a single exon. Gene Ontology annotation, biological process: peptidyl-L-cysteine S-palmitoylation; protein targeting to membrane.
AUGGCUAUAAAAUUGAAAUAUCCAUGGUUAGGGGUUGCCAUUCCCUCUUUUAUUAUUUCGUUUAUUGGUUAUAAUUCACAUUAUUUCAUACUUUCGAAUUUUUUAUCCAUAAAGAAACAAAUAUGGUUCCAAUUUAGUCUUUCUAUGAUUUGGGUAUCAUACCUAUUAGCAAUCUUCACGAAUCCAGGUAAACCUCCCAAGAACUGUAAACCAAUUGAUUUUAAUGAUCAAAGGAAAUGGAACACGCAUUGUAAAAAAUGUAAUAAUUAUAAGCCUGAAAGGUCACAUCAUUGUAAGACGUGCAACCAAUGUGUUCUCAUGAUGGAUCAUCAUUGUCCCUGGACUAUGAAUUGUGUCGGGUAUAAGAACUUCCCACAUUUUAUUAGAUUUUUAAUGUGGAUAAUUAUUACUACUGGGUUUUUAUUAGUACACUUAUUGAAAAGAACAAUGACCAUGUGGAAUUUAAGACAUUUACCGAGUUAUAUAUUUGAUAGAAAUGAAAUCAUCUUUUUGACAAUUUUAAUUCCAAUGGACGCAUUCAUCUUGUUGACUAUUUCUUUAUUGUUCAUUAGGUGUUUUAAUAAUCAAAUAGUUAGAGGGAUGACACAGAUUGAAUUUUGGGAAUUGGAAAGAUUAGAAAAUUUAUUCUACAAUAAAAAGUUAUUACCAAUGAUAAUAGCCACUCUUUGGGAAGUUUAUCCAAAUGAACGUACAAAGGUAGCAGAUAAUUAUGCUGAUGAUCUAUUAUCAAGAAGGAAAAAAGUAAGGUUUGAAAAUAUAGUUAACUUCCCAUAUGAUAUCGAUAUAUGGACAAAUAUGAAUACAGUAAUGGGUAGCGCUUUCAAUUGGAUAUGGAUAUUUGGUGUACCUGAUAGAAACGGGCUCAAAUUCGAAAAGAAUGAAAUUUCUCUGUAUGAACCAGGAUCUUCAGUCGAGGAUCUUCUGUUAUCUCUACCUUGGCCGCCUGACAAAGGAAGGAAUUUUAUUUCUAAUAAAGAUACCUCCGUAGAAUCACUAGUAUAUGACGGUGAACAGGUAGUUAGAAACAGAGCCUCCAAUGAUACGAACAUCUCGACGAUAAAUAAGGAUAUUUCAAGAGAAGAAUGGAAUAAUGAUUGGGGUGAAAGUUUAGUUGAUUUCGGAGUAGAUAUAGAAGCAGAAGUUGAAUAA